AUGGCCGCGUCCACCAUGUCCAUCUGCUCCAGCACCUGCACUGACUCCUGGCAGGUGGAUGACUGCCCAGAGAGCUGCUGUGAGCCCCCCUGCUGCACCCCAAGCUGCUGCGCCCCGGCCCCCUGCCUGACCCUGGUCUGCACCCCAGUGAGCUGUGUGUCCAGCCCCUGCUGCCAGGCGGCCUGUGAGCCCAGCCCCUGCCAAUCAGGCUGCACCAGCUCCUGUACGCCCUCGUGCUGCCAGCAGUCCAGCUGCCAGGUGGAUUGCUGCACCUCCUCCCCGUGUCAGCAGGCCUGCUCCUUGCCCAUCUGCUGCAAGCCUUCCUGCUGUGUGCCCGUCUGCUGCAAGUCUAUCUGUUGCAAAUCCAUCUGCUGUGCGCCUGUCUGCUCUGGCACUUCCUCUCCAUGCUGCCAGCAGUCUAGCUGCCAGCCGACUUGCUGCACCACCUCCUGCUGCAGACCCUCCUCCGUGUCCCUCCUCUGCCGCCCUGUGUGCAGGCCCAUCUCCUGUGUGCCUGUGCCCUCCUGCUGUGCCCCCACCUCCUCCUGCCAGCCCAGCUGUUGCCGUCGAGCCUCCUGUGUGUCCCUUCUCUGCCGCCCCACUUGCUCCCGCCCGGCCUGCUGUAGUCUCUCCUCAGGCCAGAAGUCCAGCUGCUGA
Messenger RNA from Piliocolobus tephrosceles (Ugandan red Colobus), 657 nucleotides. Its product is annotated as keratin-associated protein 10-3-like. The transcript has 2 exons. The coding region runs from base 1 to 657 and encodes 218 amino acids. Gene Ontology annotation, cellular component: keratin filament. The record is from RefSeq and is a predicted model, not a curated record. NCBI's taxonomy places the organism in Eukaryota, Metazoa, Chordata, Mammalia, Primates, Cercopithecidae.